Vicugna pacos (alpaca) is the source of this 1063-nucleotide messenger RNA. RefSeq names its product acylphosphatase 2 (gene ACYP2). The record is from RefSeq and is a predicted model, not a curated record. Lineage: Eukaryota; Metazoa; Chordata; Mammalia; Artiodactyla; Camelidae. Gene Ontology annotation, molecular function: acylphosphatase activity.
CAGGAGGGAGGGGCAGGGAAAGGAGCCCGGGCGCCUGGGGCCGCGUGGCCUCUUCCUUCCAGGCGUCCCGGGGUGCCCUCACUCCCAGUCCCCGCCGUCUCAUUUGCCGCCUUCCGACGCGUGACCCCAGCGCGCUCGCGUCCCGGGCCGGUGACAGGCGCGGGGUGCGCCAAGCGGUCCCAUGUGCCCCCUCCCUCUCGCGGCCGCCGCAGUCACCGCGCCCCGAACCCCGCUCCGACUCCUCGGCAGAGGGCUCGCCGCCGCCAUGUCUACCGCCAGGCCACUCAAAUCCGUGGACUACGAAGUGUUCGGGAGAGUGCAGGGUGUUUGCUUCAGAAUGUACACUGAAGAUGAGGCUAGGAAGAUAGGAGUGGUUGGCUGGGUGAAGAACACCAGCAAAGGGACCGUGACAGGCCAGGUGCAAGGCCCCGAGGAGAAAGUCAAUUCUAUGAAAUCCUGGCUGAGCAAGGUUGGAAGUCCUAGUUCUCGUAUUGACCGCACCAAUUUUUCCAAUGAAAAAAGCAUCUCUAAACUUGAAUACUCUAAUUUUAGUAUUCGAUACUAAUAUGAGAAAUUAUACUGUAUGAUAGACAUUGUACUCUUAAGUCUAUAGACUAAAAUAAUAGCAGAGUAGGUUAAAAAACGGAACUUUCUGCUCUGAAAGCUGUAACAUUAUGUCACUACGAGCGUCUGAUACUGAGAGAGUUUUACUCAACUGUGUUUUAAACAAGCAAAAACUUAGCAUUCUAAAAUUUAAAAUGUCAUUACAAAAUAUUUAAAAUGAAUAUUUAAUUUAAACAAUAUUGUCUCAUGGAAUCUUUAAUUCUAAUGAAUAUUAUGGCAUGUAUGUUAUUUGGCUGGACAUAAUAAUAAAGUUAACCAUUUAAAAUUAUUUUUAGGUUCCGUUGUCUGAAUUGAAUUCUAAAAUCUGAAAAAUAAUUUGUUGUUAAAGUUGAGUAAUUUGUUUAAUAACAAUUACAAACAAAAAUAACCAGUAGUUAGAUAUAAAUGUCUAUGUGAUGACCAACCGUAUAGCCAUAAAAUCAAUAGAGUUAAUUUUAAA